GCACCGGAGCGGAGCCCAGCAGCCUACGGAAGGAUGAGCCGGCGGGAGCCAGGGUGAAAAGGCCUGUGGGCUCACGGACCCCUCAAAAACCACAGCAGCUGGGCAUGGUGGCACACGCCUGUCAUCCCGGCACUAGGGAGGCUGAGGCUGGAGGAUCGCGGUCCAAUCAUCACUUUCGCUUCUUACGAAUGACAACCCAGCAGUCCAGUGAGAGAAAACUACAGUGGGGGAUUUAGGAGGCCGGAAACGAGGCCCUUAGAGUGCCGGCGCGCGACGGAUAACCGGCGUUGGGCGGCGCUUCUCGUAGCACGCGGAGGCGAACGAGAAACCAGCAGCAUGGCAGAACAGGACGUGGAAAAUGAGCUUCUGGAUUAUGAGGAAGAUGAAGAGCCCCAGGCUCCUCCUGAGAGCACCCCCACGCUCCCCAAGAAAGACGUGAAGGGCUCCUAUGUCUCUAUCCACAGCUCUGGUUUUCGAGAUUUCCUGCUGAAGCCAGAGCUCCUGAGGGCCAUUGUGGACUGUGGCUUUGAGCACCCCUCAGAGGUUCAGCAUGAGUGCAUCCCCCAGGCCAUCUUGGGUAUGGAUGUCCUGUGCCAGGCCAAGUCUGGGAUGGGCAAGACGGCAGUCUUCGUUCUGGCCACCCUACAGCAGAUUGAGCCUGUCAACGGCCAGGUAUCAGUCCUGGUCAUGUGUCACACGAGGGAGCUGGCCUUCCAGAUCAGCAAGGAGUAUGAACGCUUCUCCAAGUACAUGCCCAGUGUCAAGGUGUCUGUGUUCUUUGGGGGCCUCUCCAUCAAGAAGGAUGAAGAAGUGCUGAAGAGAAACUGUCCUCAUGUUGUGGUGGGGACCCCAGGCAGGAUUCUGGCGCUUGUUCGGAACAGGAGCCUCAACCUGAAGAAUGUGAAGCACUUUGUGCUUGAUGAGUGUGACAAGAUGCUGGAGCAGCUGGACAUGAGGCGGGAUGUGCAAGAGAUCUUCCGCCUGACACCUCACGAGAAGCAGUGCAUGAUGUUCAGUGCCACCCUGAGCAAGGAGAUUCGGCCAGUCUGCAGGAAGUUCAUGCAGGAUCCCAUGGAAGUGUUUGUAGACGAUGAGACCAAGCUCACGCUGCAUGGCCUGCAGCAGUACUACGUGAAGCUGAAGGACAGCGAGAAGAACCGCAAGCUCUUCGACCUCCUGGACGUGUUGGAGUUCAACCAGGUGGUGAUCUUCGUGAAGUCAGUGCAGCGCUGCAUGGCUCUGGCCCAGCUUCUAGUGGAGCAGAACUUCCCAGCCAUCGCCAUUCACAGAGGCAUGGCACAGGAGGAGCGCCUGUCACGUUAUCAGCAGUUCAAGGACUUCCAGCGGCGGAUCCUGGUGGCCACCAAUCUCUUUGGCCGAGGGAUGGACAUCGAGCGCGUCAACAUCGUCUUCAACUAUGACAUGCCGGAGGACUCAGACACAUACCUGCAUCGGGUUGCCCGUGCAGGUCGCUUUGGUACCAAAGGCCUGGCCAUCACUUUCGUGUCUGAUGAGAAUGAUGCCAAAAUUCUUAAUGAUGUCCAAGACCGAUUUGAAGUGAAUGUGGCCGAGCUUCCAGAAGAGAUCGACAUCUCCACGUACAUUGAGCAGAGUCGGUAACCACACUCUUGGAAGGCCACUGCUGCCCUCCCUCCUUCCCGUGCAUGUCUUCCAGCGACAGACGACAGAUGGGUGUCUCUUUUUACUGUUGAAAAGCUGUAGAUUUGUGUAAGAAUACAUUUUUAUUAUGGAA
Messenger RNA from Fukomys damarensis (Damara mole-rat), 1753 nucleotides. It is a transcript of the gene Ddx39a, whose product is annotated as DExD-box helicase 39A. The record is from RefSeq and is a predicted model, not a curated record. Gene Ontology annotation, molecular function: RNA helicase activity; RNA binding; ATP binding. The coding region runs from base 337 to 1620 and encodes 427 amino acids. Gene Ontology annotation, biological process: mRNA export from nucleus; mRNA splicing, via spliceosome. The transcript is spliced from 12 exons. NCBI's taxonomy places the organism in Eukaryota, Metazoa, Chordata, Mammalia, Rodentia, Bathyergidae.